CGGCAGGAGCUAGUCGGGGGAGCCUCUGUAGGGCUGCAAGGCUGUGCGGAGGUGAAGACGAGUUGCCACCAAUGCCGGAGGAGUGUCAAUGCCGUUUGGUGUACCAGCUGUGACAGGAGGGGGUAUUGCGACGGCUGCAUCUCCAGAUGGUACUCUGACAUUGCAAUAGAUGAUAUUCAAAAGGUUUGUCCAGCAUGCCGUGGCAUUUGUAACUGCAAAUUUUGCUUACAAGGAGACAACUUAAUUAAGGCAAGGGUGCAGGAGAUAUCUGUUGUAGAUAAGUUGAAAUAUCUUCAUAGCAUUUUGGCAUAUGUUCUUCCAGUGCUAAAGCAGAUUUACUCCAACCAAUGCUUUGAAAUAGGUGUUGAAACAAGAGCUUAUGGGCCCAAGAUGGACAUCAUUAGGGCAAAGAUGAAUUCUGAUGAGCAAAUGUGCUGUGACUUUUGCAAAGUGCCAGUGUUUGAUUAUCAUCGGCACUGUCCAAGUUGUUUGUAUGACUUAUGCCUUGACUGUUGUCGAGACAUUAGGCGCUCUCAGACAAAUGUAGUCAGAGGAGAAUAUGCUGACAGUAAAGGUCCUGUGGUAGAGACAAAUAAAGAUAGUGCGAGUGACAGAGCAAGAUUGGAACCAUCUGCAGCAAGUGUCAACGAUAAGUUGUUCCCACAGCCGAUAGAUGCAAAUGAUAUUGGCAUCAGAUCUUUGUUUCCUACAUGGAGAGUCAACAAUGAUGGCAGCAUCACUUGUGGGCCUCAUGAGGCUGGUGGUUGUGGCUCCUCAAAGCUGGUAUUAAGGCGAAUAUUCAAAAUAAACUGGAUUGGUAAGCUUGUAAAGAGUUCUCAAGAAAUGGUUAAUGGUUGCAAAGCACAUGAUCUUGAGAAUGGAUGCUCAUCCUGUAACGAUAGCAGAAGAUUGGACUCAAUUGGUCGCCAUAACUUUGGUCUCUCAAAAUGUUCAGAUAGUGAUGGUAUUGAUGGGAAUUCUGUGUACUCUUCUGUACUGGAGAACUUAAAAUACGAGGGUAUUGUCCAUUUCCGUAAACACUGGAUAAAUGGGGAGCCUGUAAUUGUUAGGAAUGCAUUUGAGCCUUCUUUAUCAUCAAGUUGGGACCCGUUAAGUAUUUGGCGAGGAAUCCAGGAGAUCAUGGAUGAAAAAAUGGAUGAAAAUGCCAUAGUUAAAGCUGUGGACUGCUCAAACCAAUCAGAGGUGCAUAUCAAGCUCAACCAAUUUAUCAAAGGUUAUUCAGAUGGUCACAAGGGAGAAGAUGGCAAGUUAAUGAUGCUGAAAUUGAAAGAUUGGCCUCCAGUGAGCGUAUUAGAGGAGUUUCUGUUAUGCCAGCGACCAGAGUUCAUUGUCAAUUUUCCCUUAGUAGACUUUAUCCAUUCUAAGUGGGGCUUUCUUAACCUUGCGGCUAAGUUACCCCCAGAUGCCCUACAGUCUGAAGUAGGCCUAAAGCUGCUUAUUGCAUAUGGAAGGCAGCAACAACCUGGUAGAAGCGAUUCAGUGACAAAUCUGAUGGUUAAGAUGGGUGAUGUGGUACACAUGUUAAUGCAUAGAGCUGAAAUGCGUUACCUAUGUCCAAAGAGUCUACAACCUGAGCAGCCGGAAAGGAUUGCUAAUGGGAUGGCAGUGCAUGUAAAUGCUCAUGCACCUGUGCAAAAUUUGAAUCUGGAUAUGGGGGAACAAUCACCUGAACACACAGUUUCUAAGUCUUGCAGCCCUUCUGUAGGAUCUUCUGCUGAACUAUCGAGUUCAUCACAUUCAGAGCAACCAAAAACUAAUGGUGUAGAAAGAUCUCAGCCUGGUGCUCUUUGGGAUGUCUUCCGCAGGCAGGAUGUGCCGAUGCUGAAUAAAUAUUUAGCUUCUAACUGGGAGGAACUUACAAAUAACAGUCAGGCGAUGCUCUCUGUAAUUACUUCUCACUACUCUAUGCCAAAUUUGGUUGAACCACUUUUGUCAAAUAUGUUUAUGUUGAGAAUACUAUUUCUUUGGUUUCAGGUGAAGCAUCCUAUUUAUGAUCAAGCUGUAUAUCUCAGGGAGCAUCAUAAAAGGGUAUUAAAGGAUCAAUAUGGAAUUGAACCUUGGACAUUUGAACAACAUAUUGGCGAGGCUGUUUUUAUUCCAGCUGGCUGUCCUUACCAAGUAAAAAAUCUCCAGUCUACGGUUCAGUUGGCUCUGGAUUUUUUGUCGCCUGAGAGUUUGCGGGAGUCGGCUCGUAUGGGCCAAGAGAUACGCUGCCUGCCAAAUCAUCAUGAUGCAAAACUGAAGAUGCUUGAGGUUGGAAAGAUAGCUUUAUAUGCAGCAAGUUCCGCUGUCAAAGAAAUUCAGAAAAUAACCCUCGAUCCCAAGUUUAAUCUGGAUAUCAGAUUUGAGGAUCAGAACCUAACCCGGGCAGUUUCAGAGAACUUGGCUAGAGUCACUAAACAACGAAAGGUGUCUUGUGGUUGACAUUCUACAAGCCCUCAGGAGAUGCGGGAUGUAAAAUUGAAACUGAAACCCAUGUGAAGUAGAUAUAGCAAAUUGUACAUGUAGCAUACCAUGUCCCGAAAGGAACACAUUCACAACUCUUGUCAGAUAGUAUUGACCUCACCUGUAUAUUGUGGGUUAGGACUAACGGCUGUGCUCAUGUCAACAAAAAUAAUGUGUUGAGCAAUUAAUGAACAUUACAAUGAGAGUAUGAAUGAUAACUGCUCUUCCGCCAUUUUGAAGAGAAUUUCAGACAA
Molecule: messenger RNA, 2720 nt
Organism: Triticum dicoccoides
Lineage: Eukaryota; Viridiplantae; Streptophyta; Magnoliopsida; Poales; Poaceae
Product: lysine-specific demethylase JMJ25-like
Exons: 11
Biological process (GO): regulation of transcription by RNA polymerase II
Cellular component (GO): chromatin; histone deacetylase complex
Molecular function (GO): chromatin DNA binding; histone H3K9 demethylase activity; transcription coregulator activity
Source: RefSeq, a predicted model, not a curated record